Messenger RNA from Silurus meridionalis, 2463 nucleotides. RefSeq names its product WD repeat domain 20a (gene wdr20a). The record is from RefSeq and is a predicted model, not a curated record. Gene Ontology annotation, molecular function: protein binding. Bases 55 to 1929 code for a protein of 624 amino acids. NCBI's taxonomy places the organism in Eukaryota, Metazoa, Chordata, Actinopteri, Siluriformes, Siluridae. The transcript has 4 exons.
CAUGCGCAGCGUGUAAUCUCUGGGCCUGGGGAAGGAUGAAUGUAAAAGUUAAAGAUGGCGGCGGAGGGAGGAGGAGGGAAGGAGAUGAACGAGAUUAAAACUCAGUUCACCACCAGGGAAGGCGCUUAUAAACUCCUUACACACUCCGAGUACAGCCGCCCCAACAGGGUUCCCUUCAACUCCCAGGGCUCGAACCCCGUCAAAGUCUCGUUCGUGAACGUUAAUGACCAGUCCGGGAACGGAGAGCGGAUCUGCUUCAAUGUGGGCCGGGAGCUUUACUUCUACAUCUACAAAGGCGUCAGGAAGGCAGCUGACCUGAGUAAGCCAAUAGAUAAGAGAAUAUACAAGGGAACACAGCCGACCUGCCAUGACUUUAACCAUCUCACUGCUACAGCUGAGAGUGUGUCACUGCUUGUGGGCUUCUCAGCAGGACAGGUGCAGCUCAUCGACCCCAUCAAGAAAGAGACGAGUAAACUCUUCAACGAAGAAAGACUCAUAGACAAAUCCAGAGUCACGUGUGUAAAAUGGGUCCCCGGCUCCGAGAGCCUGUUCCUCGUAGCCCAUUCCAGUGGCAGCAUGUACCUGUACAAUGUGGAGCAUGCGUGUGGUACUGCUGCACCGCACUACCAGCUGCUGAAGCAGGGUGAGAGUUACACUGUGCACACGUGCAAGAGCAAGUCAACACGUAACCCUCUGCUGAAGUGGACGGUCGGCGAGGGUGCCUUGAACGAAUUCGCUUUCUCACCCGAUGGCAAGUUUGUGGCAUGUGCAAGUCAGGACGGUUUCCUGCGCGUGUUCCACUUCGACGGUGCCGAACUGCAUGGAACUAUGCGCAGCUACUUCGGUGGUCUGCUUUGUGUGUGCUGGAGCCCAGAUGGUCGCUAUGUAGUAGCGGGUGGUGAGGAUGAUCUGGUGACGGUGUGGUCAUUCGGAGAGCGGCGUGUGGUCGCUCGAGGCCACGGGCACAAGUCCUGGGUCAGCGUGGUGGCGUUCGAUCAUUACACCACCAGCGUAGAGGAGACCGAACCCAACGAGUUCAGUGGCAGCGAUGAUGACCUGCAGGAGCAGGCGCUCGCAGGCCGUGAACGUGCCAACAGCACACAUUCACGCCUCUCAAAACGAAACUCCACAGAUGGACGUCCGCUCAGCGUUACCUACCGGUUUGGGUCUGUGGGACAGGACACUCAGUUGUGCCUUUGGGACUUGACAGAGGAUAUUUUGUUCCCACAUCUACCGUUAUCCCGAACCAGAACCCACACCAACGUCAUGAACGCUACGAGUCUCCCGGUCCCGGGAGGGGGUGGAGGAAGCGGUGGAGGAAGCGGUGGAGGAAGUGGUGGAGGUGGUGGAACAAUAAUCGCAAGCAUCAACAACCCAAGUGCCAACGGAGGAAGCAGCAGCAGCAGCAGCAACAGCGGCUCCAAUACGCCAGGCAACUCUGUGCCUGCGCCGCUGCCGCGCUCCAACAGCCUUCCGCACUCUGCUGCCUCCAGUGGGAGUGGCAACACCAAAAGUGGCACCAUGGACACCACCAACGCAGUGCCCUCAAGUGUAAGCAAGUUCGCUACAUUAGCACUGCAUGAGCGCAAGGAGCGACACCAUGACAAGGAGCACAAGCGGAACCACAGCAUGGGCCACAUCAGCAGUAAGAGCAGUGACAAACUGCAUCUGCUGACUAAGACGAGCCGAGCGGACGCAGCCAAGACGCUAGGUACACCACUCUGUCCGCGAAUGGAGGAUGUGCCCCUGCUCGAGCCACUCAUUUGCAAGAAAAUUGCACAUGAGCGACUCACUGUACUUAUCUUUCUUGAGGACUGCAUAGUCACUGCAUGUCAGGAGGGAUUUAUUUGCACGUGGGCCAGGCCUGGGAAAGUGGGUUUAUUGUCCUCCCAAAACCAAGCCAACUCUCCGAGUGGAACAGUAGUAUAGCCACAAUAAUUCUGCUGCUUAGAACCUGCAUCACACCAAGCUGUCCAUAUGGAGACCCUGAGCUUCUUUUCAAGCUUACAGCAUUGUGUCUUUUACUUCUCUCCUUCUCUCUUCCUUAUGUCUGUUCUGUUCCUCCUCCGUUCCCUGUUGCCCUGUUCCCCUGUCCCCCCUCCCCUUUUCGGUCCUCUAUCAGUGGUUCCUCUGAUGGUCUACCUGCACUGUGGACAUGAUGAUACUGUGCACAAAUGGAAACAGUGUGGUGGAGUGAUGGACUGUGGCGUUGUGGUGCACAUGGUGGUGUUGUGCCCCUUCUCUUUUUCUUUUUUCUUUUUUAAGGAAAUAUUUAUUUUGAAUGAUUUUCUUUCUCACAGAAACGUUUGAUUUCUCCUUCCUAAAGCAGGUGUGACUGUAAAGAGCAAAUCAGAGGAAAUCCAGGGCUAAAGAGAAUCCAACGACUGCUUCCAUCCAAACUCCUUUUCUUUCAUAUCCAAUCACCUCCUCUUUUCCCUCCUACACACACACACACACACACAC